AUGAGUGACGAAUAUGAAUAUCCUUCGAAGAAGGUGAUAAAGAAGAAGGUUGCUGCUCCACCUGCUCAGCUUCGCGCUGCCGCUCCACAGAAGGAGGUAAAGAACCCUUUGUUCGAGAAGAGACCAAGGAACUUCAACAUUGGAUGCGACAUCCAGCCUAAAAGAGAUGUGACGCGCUUUGUGAAGUGGCCCAAGUACAUUCGCCUGCAGCGUCAGAAGGCUGUGCUUCAGAAGCGACUGAAGAUCCCUCCACCGAUCAACCAGUUUAGAAGCGCACUCGACAAGCAGACGUCUUCUCAACUCUUCAACCUUCUGAACAAGUACCGUCCUGAGUCGAAAGAACAGAAGAAGGAACGUCUGCGUGCUCGUGCUGAGGCUCGCGCUGCAGGUAAAACUGAGGAGAUCACAAAGCGUCCACCAACCGUUCGCCACGGUAUUAACACUGUUACACGUCUUGUGGAAACCCGUAAGGCCCAACUCGUUGUAAUUGCGCAUGAUGUCGACCCUAUCGAGAUCGUCAUCUUCCUGCCUGCCCUUUGCCGCAAAUUCGGUGUCCCAUACGCUAUUGUGAGAGGAAAAGCUUCUCUCGGAACUGUUGUACGACGCAAGACCACUUCUGCUGUUGCUAUCGUCGAUGUCAACCCCGAAGACCGAUCUGCCCUUUCGAAGCUGGUAGAGACUGUCUCGACGAACUUCAAUGAGAGGGGUGAGGAGAUCAGGAAGCAUUGGGGUGGCGGUCUUAUGUCGGCUAGAUCAGAAGCGAAGAAGCUCAAGAUUGAGAAAGCUCGAGCAAAGGACCUCGGAAUCCGUGCGUAA
Necator americanus (New World hookworm) is the source of this 816-nucleotide messenger RNA. RefSeq lists its product as uncharacterized. Gene Ontology annotation, cellular component: cytosolic large ribosomal subunit. Lineage: Eukaryota; Metazoa; Nematoda; Chromadorea; Rhabditida; Ancylostomatidae. The transcript is spliced from 6 exons. Gene Ontology annotation, biological process: maturation of LSU-rRNA; ribosome biogenesis. Bases 1 to 816 code for a protein of 271 amino acids. The record is from RefSeq and is a predicted model, not a curated record. Gene Ontology annotation, molecular function: RNA binding.